Messenger RNA from Carassius auratus (goldfish), 617 nucleotides. RefSeq names its product SID1 transmembrane family member 2-like. Gene Ontology annotation, biological process: RNA transport. Gene Ontology annotation, cellular component: lysosome; plasma membrane. Gene Ontology annotation, molecular function: RNA transmembrane transporter activity; double-stranded RNA binding. Lineage: Eukaryota; Metazoa; Chordata; Actinopteri; Cypriniformes; Cyprinidae. The record is from RefSeq and is a predicted model, not a curated record. The coding region runs from base 272 to 580 and encodes 102 amino acids. The transcript has 3 exons.
CCCCUCAGACAAUCCAGCGCGACUGCAUCUGUUUUAACCAAGUGUUAAAUGCUGUAUGUUGAAUAAACGUGGAAUUACGAAAUAUUGUGUAUGAUGUUCUUUGAUUUGAAAUUAUAGUGAAGGUGUUCCGUAUGUGCUUGCGCGUGCUUAUGACGUGUCACAUGACGCGCAGUGUCAACACAGCAGCGCGAGAGCGAGCGGACCGGAUCUCCGUUAAACACCAUCACAAGCUUUCCGCGAGACACGUUCUCAGACUGAUGACGGUUCCAGGAUGCUGGGGUUCUGCUGCGGUUCCGUCCGGUUCUGUCCGGUCCUGCUGGUCCUGAUGCUGCCGGUCUGCGGUGGUAACGUGGUCAUCCAGAGAGAUGCUCAGUUUGACCUGACGUAUGACGACAUGGUCACCAGCGACAACCAGACCAUCUACUCCUACAACCACACCGUCUCCAGAAACAAGACGGAGGGUGUGCGUGUGUCCGUGGAGCUGCUGUCCGAGAGCGCUCAGAGUCCGGUUCUGUUCGUGGUCCGACAGAAACAGGCCGUCCUGUCCUUCCAGGUCCCCCUCAUCCUCCGAGGCCUGUGAGUACAUCCCAUAAUAACCUGAUCACAGCAGUCUCCAA